Callorhinus ursinus (northern fur seal) is the source of this 2322-nucleotide messenger RNA. The record is from RefSeq and is a predicted model, not a curated record. Lineage: Eukaryota; Metazoa; Chordata; Mammalia; Carnivora; Otariidae.
UUCUUGUCUUUAAAAGCAAGGAAACCUUUCUACUAUCCUCUUCCCCUGGACACCAAUCGGACUAACCUUGUGCUGACCAAAGCUGAAUCACAGGCUUACUCUAGCAAAUGCUGAUCAUUGCACUGGACUUUAACUUGCAGUUUUUUUUAAAGCAGGAGUUUUAAGAAUCGUACUGCUAAGACUGGGGACGCUGUUUUCUUUCACAAAGGGAAAUCUAAGUUCAUUUCAAGGCAUUCGAAAUGGGGAAAGACUAUUAUUGCAUUUUGGGAAUUGAAAAAGGAGCUUCGGAUGAAGAUAUUAAAAAGGCUUACCGAAAACAAGCCCUCAAAUUUCAUCCGGACAAGAACAAAUCUCCUCAAGCAGAGGAAAAAUUUAAAGAGGUCGCAGAAGCUUAUGAAGUAUUGAGUGAUCCUAAAAAGAGAGAAAUAUAUGAUCAGUUUGGGGAGGAAGGGUUGAAAGGAGGAGCAGGAGGUACUGAUGGACAAGGAGGUACCUUCCGGUACACUUUUCAUGGCGAUCCUCAUGCCACAUUUGCAGCAUUUUUUGGAGGUUCCAACCCCUUUGAAAUUUUCUUUGGAAGACGGAUGGCUGGUGGUAGAGAUUCUGAUGAAAUGGAAGUAGAUGGAGAUCCUUUUAGUGCCUUUGGAUUCAGCAUGAAUGGAUAUCCGAGAGACAGAAAUUCUGUGGGGCCAUCCCGCAUCAAACAAGAUCCUCCAGUUAUUCACGAACUUAGAGUAUCACUUGAAGAAAUAUAUACUGGUUGUACCAAACGGAUGAAGAUUUCUCGAAAAAGGUUAAAUCCUGAUGGAAGGAGUUAUAGAUCUGAGGACAAAAUUCUCACCAUUGAGAUUAAAAAAGGGUGGAAAGAAGGCACCAAAAUUACUUUUCCAAGGGAAGGAGAUGAAACACCAACUAGUAUCCCAGCAGACAUUGUUUUUAUCAUUAAAGAUAAAGAUCACCCAAAAUUUAAAAGGGAUGGAUCAAAUAUAAUUUACACUGCUAAAAUUAGUUUACGAGAGGCAUUGUGUGGCUGUUCAGUUAAUGUGCCAACAAUGGAUGGAAGAACCAUACCUAUGUCAAUAAAUGAUAUUGUGAAGCCUGGAAUGAGGAGAAGAAUUAUUGGAUAUGGGCUGCCGUUUCCAAAAAAUCCUGACCAGCGUGGCGACCUUCUAAUAGAAUUUGACGUGUCCUUCCCAGAUACUAUAUCCUCAUCAUCCAAAGAAGUACUUAGGAAACAUCUUCCUGCCUCAUAGAAUGAAAACCUUUGUUACCCAUAUUUUGAUAAGGCACUGAAAAUAUAAAAGGACUGGCAGUUUACUGAUGUAGAUGUGAAUUCUGUAUAAAGAUGUGUAAAUUAUUUUGAGGAUUCAUUAAAUUGCAUGAAUAGAGACGGGUCAAAUAAAUAGGCAAAAGGGAUUUUUACAGUUAGAGAUGAAGAAACAACCAUUCACUGUAUUUUAUUUCAUUUCUCCCAAAUCAGAAAUUUUUUAGUAUUUUGCUUACAUGUAAAAUUUGUUUUUGUGGAGUUAGUAGAUAUAUUUCUAAUAAAGUACUAGACUAUCCAAGUACUUUAUUUCUUUUAUCUUUACAUUAUCAGUAUGAUAGUUUCUCAUUUAUAAUGGAAAUUUAAGUUCUUAACUAACCUACAUAUGUGAUAUGUAUUUCUAGAAAAUAAAAACCCAAGUCAUUUGGAAAUGUGGUUAACUAGAUUUAAAUCUCCAUCUGAAAUGCUGCUAUAGGGCUGGGACCCAUAAAAGAAUAUCCUAAUGCAUAUGUUUUGAUUUUUAAAGUAUGCUAUAGCAUUUCCUACUAACAUGGUUGUAAUGUUCUUAAGGCAAACCUUUUCAUCAUAGAAAGGAAAUUAAUGGCAAUUUAUCUCCUGUGGAAAUCCCAAUUGCCUGAAUUACUGAUAUUUUAGAAAUAGGCUGUUUUUAAAAUGCCAUAUGUAAUUUUAUGCAAGUUGACUAUAUAUCUUGGACUUAAUAAAUUAUAGGCACAUUUUAUUGUCCAUUAGUUUAAAAUAAUUUGUUUAAUAAUAAAUGUGUUUUUAGAGGGAAUAUUGUUACUUAGAAUUAAUUUUCCAAUUACACAGUCUUCUAUAACUUACUCAUCAUAUGCUAUAUGUAUCUUAUGCAAUUUCCCUAAAAAGAAUAAACUACCACUAUGGUGUUAAACCAAAAUAUGGGGAAAAUAAACACUAACUGCUGCUUAUGAAUGAUGUUGCUACUACUUGUUAUGCAUAUAAAUAUUUUACUUUUUCAUAUGUAUAGACUGCAUUUCUUAGGUGUUUUAAUUUUUUAAAUAUAUUUACGUUUAAAAAAU